Messenger RNA from Aphanomyces astaci, 351 nucleotides. RefSeq lists its product as hypothetical. The record is from RefSeq and is a predicted model, not a curated record. Bases 1 to 351 code for a protein of 116 amino acids. NCBI's taxonomy places the organism in Eukaryota, Oomycota, Saprolegniomycetes, Saprolegniales, Verrucalvaceae. The transcript has 2 exons.
AUGGAGGCUCCUGCAUGCAUGCAUCCCAAGGAGGCCAGCGGAGGACCGAGCGCCGCCGCCGCCGUGGGUCGCCAUUCCGAUCUCGCCACCUUGACCAGCCAGUCGUUCGCGCUGGACCCCAAGCAGCGUUCUACCUCAGGCUUUGACGAAGACACUCACCUUGCGGCGGCGGCUGUUGGACACGAGCUGCCGCUCUCGGGUGGAAGAAGCGAAGAGCUCGAGCUAACAACCCGCGCGUUCCAGGCGAGUCAGCGUAGCCAGCCGGCCCUCGUCGUGCAUCCGAGAUCAACCACCCAGAUCUUAACCAGCUCUCUCAUCUAUCGAUCGUACUCCUAUCACGUGACAGCCUGA